AUGUCGGUUACCCCAGACUAUUUUCACUGCCUCACGGAUACGCGUUUCCGCAGUUGUGUAUAUGAGCCGGAGGCCGAUACAUUUCUGCUGUUGGAGGCCCUUGACAAAGAUGCGGUGUUGCUGCGCCGGAUGAGCCCACGCCGCUGUGUGGAAGUUGGAUGUGGUUCAGGGACUGUUAUUUCGCAUUUAAUGCUCGUCCUCUCUGGGAUUGCGGGAUGUGCGGAGAAGCUGCCGGAGGAGGAGAAAGUUGCUGGCGUGAAGUAUCAUGGAGUGGAUGUUAAUCCCGUGGCGCUUGAGGCGACGGAGAUGACAUGGAGUAAAACAAUAAACCAACACUUCAAAGGGGAUGAAAUGCCGCAUCUGCAACUUCAUCAGGGUGACUUGUUUACUCCAUUUGAAGAAGAAAGUUGUAGUGGUGAAGAGGGGAGUAAUGCUACCUUUGAUGUUAUUCUCUUUAAUCCACCUUAUGUUCCAACAAGUAUGGAAGAGUUCUUGGGCGCAGGGACCCAAGGUGAUUUUAUCACCGCCGCGUGGUGUGGAGGUCCUCGUGGGCGUAUAGUGGUAGACCGCUUUAUCUCAUCUUUACCAAAGUUUCUUUCGUCAAAUGGUGUCUGUUAUAUUAUAGCCAUAAAAGAGAAUGAUGUACCUGAUAUGAUGAAAGCGAUUUGCUCUGCUUUUGAGAAUAAUACACAGUAUAAUGAUGCCAUUUCUGUUGAUGUGGUUGCUGAACGCUACACUGGGGAGUACUUAAAAGUGCUUCGGGUAAUACGACGGAGGCAGUACCAGGUAGCUCACAUUGGAUGA
Trypanosoma theileri is the source of this 804-nucleotide messenger RNA. RefSeq lists its product as uncharacterized. Gene Ontology annotation, molecular function: protein methyltransferase activity; S-adenosylmethionine-dependent methyltransferase activity; nucleic acid binding. Bases 1 to 804 code for a protein of 267 amino acids. Gene Ontology annotation, biological process: methylation. The record is from RefSeq and is a predicted model, not a curated record. Gene Ontology annotation, cellular component: eRF1 methyltransferase complex. The transcript has a single exon. NCBI's taxonomy places the organism in Eukaryota, Euglenozoa, Kinetoplastea, Trypanosomatida, Trypanosomatidae.